AUGAACUCAAGAAUCCUCUAUUGUGCUGUGUUUGCUUCGCUCGUGGUGUUGGCCAACUUUUUGUGUACUGUCGAGGUGGUCGAAAGCAGAAAACACUUGAAUAGAUUACCUCGCCUCAAUAUUGCCAAACAAUCGUUUGGUGUGAGUGGUUUGAGUGCGGGUGCCUUUAUGGCCGUACAAUUUCAAGUGGCCUUCUCCAAAUCUAUUUGUGGAGCAGGUGUGAUUGCUGGUGGUCCAUUCUUUUGCUCCUUCGGUAAUGUAUUGAUUGCCCUUAAUCAAUGUAUGAGAAUGCCCGAAAUGAUCGAUUUGUCCCUUAUCAAUGAUAUCGUUGAAGGCAUGAAAUUGGAUAAUCUCAUUGAUGAUACCUCCAAUUUGAGAAAUCAUCGCAUGUAUCUCUUCUCUGGUUUGGAAGAUGUGAUGGUUGUUCAGGGUGUAAUGAAAAAGCUCCAUCAACAACUCACCCAAUACUUUAACAUGAGCAACAUUGUUGCCGAUUGGAAUGUCCCAGCUGAACAUGCCAUGAUCACCAACGAUUACGGCAAUGUUUGUAAUUACCUCGGAGAGCCUUGGAUUAAUAAUUGUGGAUUGGACAGUGCUGGUAAGGUCCUGAAUGUCGUGAUGGGAGCCACUCUAAAGAAUGGCAGUAGCUAUGUGGAUGACAAUUUGUAUACCUUCUCUCAAACAGGAAAUUACUCAGCGUUGAGUUUUGAUGAUAAGGGUUAUGUCUAUAUUCCAACGGCUUGUCACGGAGGACGUGUUCAAUGUGCUGCUCAUUUGGUCUUCCAUGGAUGUAAUCAAGGUGCAAGAUACAUUGGAGAGACCUUUGUGAUUCAUUCUGGAUACUUGAAACAUGCAGAGGCUAAUAAUAUUAUCAUGCUAUUCCCUCAAGUGAAGAAGGAAGGUAUUAUUGAGCCUAAUCCUCAAGGAUGUUUCGAUUGGUUUGCCUAUACAGGACUUGACUUUGCAACAAAGAAGGGUGUUCAAAUGAGAGCAAUUGCAAACAUGAUGACUGAUUUGGGUGUUCAAAUUUACUGA
This is a messenger RNA of Naegleria fowleri, 1035 nucleotides long. RefSeq lists its product as uncharacterized. The record is from RefSeq and is a predicted model, not a curated record. The transcript is spliced from 3 exons. The coding region runs from base 1 to 1035 and encodes 344 amino acids. NCBI's taxonomy places the organism in Eukaryota, Heterolobosea, Eutetramitea, Acrasida, Naegleriidae.